UGACAUUUAAACUAUACGCGGGUCAGCGCUUAUAUAUUGGAGCGGGGCCACUACUCCGGGAGUCGGCGUGAUUGCCUAAUCUUACUACUCUUCGUGGCCGUGCUCUGUGUUGAAGACAGUGUUUGGUUGGUGUUAUAGAGACAUGUUGGUCGGCGCCGUUGUUCCGAAGGUCCAAAGCAACUUGCUGCCGCGGCUGGUGCAGUCUAUAGACCGGGCCGUGGUGGCGGUUACGGCGGAGAACGUGGCCCUGGUGGCCGUUGAACCGGUGCGACAGUACACAGAUAAGGGUGUUGUUGCAGUGAAGACGCCGUUCAAAGUGCAGCUAGGAGAGGGGAAACUGUACGCCUGGUGUAGCUGUGGACUCAGCAAAAAACAGCCGUUCUGUGACGGUGCUCACAAGGCGGUGGGGAUGACGCCGGUCCGGUUUAAGAUGGAGGAGACCCGAGAGGUGUGGUUAUGCGGAUGUAAACAGACCAACGACCGGCCGUUCUGUGACGGGACCCACAGAACAGACGCCGUACAGAACACAGAACUCGGACAGAACGUCGCUGCUUAGGAACCAUAUCAUUCUGAUCUCCAAGCAGAUGUUAGAAGAUCGUGAACUUUUCUAACAGUCUCAUCUUUAUGACUAUCAGCCCUCUUGAUAACUACUGUAAGAAAAUGGGUCUUUCAGAGACUUACGUACCUACCAACAUCUGUUUGGAGAUUCAGCAUUCUAUAACAAUCAGGGUGUAAAAGUUGUGAAAAUCAUGAGAACCGAUGUAUAGAAAGACGCAUAUCUAAAGGCGUUAGUUCUACAAACGUAAGUCAGGAAGGCAGGAAAGUAAAAAAAGAUAAUUUGAAUAAAUGAAGGAAUGGAUUUAUAAACGAAUAGUUAAAUAGAUGGAUGAAUGUACGUUUUGUUGACAUCAUUCAUUGACAUUGCAGUAAAAAUAUCUACAAACGUAA
Messenger RNA from Branchiostoma floridae (Florida lancelet), 948 nucleotides. RefSeq names its product CDGSH iron-sulfur domain-containing protein 3, mitochondrial-like. Gene Ontology annotation, cellular component: intracellular membrane-bounded organelle. The record is from RefSeq and is a predicted model, not a curated record. Gene Ontology annotation, molecular function: 2 iron, 2 sulfur cluster binding. The transcript is spliced from 3 exons. Lineage: Eukaryota; Metazoa; Chordata; Leptocardii; Amphioxiformes; Branchiostomatidae. Bases 143 to 556 code for a protein of 137 amino acids.